Messenger RNA from Coniosporium apollinis CBS 100218, 2043 nucleotides. RefSeq lists its product as uncharacterized. Lineage: Eukaryota; Fungi; Ascomycota; Dothideomycetes. The coding region runs from base 1 to 2043 and encodes 680 amino acids. Gene Ontology annotation, biological process: DNA-templated transcription. The transcript is spliced from 3 exons. Gene Ontology annotation, molecular function: zinc ion binding; DNA binding. The record is from RefSeq and is a predicted model, not a curated record.
AUGGAUGACGACUUUGGAGACGUUUCCUUUGAUGUUAUCGGCGGCGCAAACGGACACCAGAACGGUCAAGAAACGCUUCCUAAUAACUCUGCUAUCCUAGGUAGCAAUUCCGCGUGGAGCUAUGAGUCACAACCCGGUCAUGGACCGUCGUCCAUAACUGGCCAACUGCACACAGAGUUCUUGCCUGAUACGGACUUCUCCAGUUUUCAACACGGAGCUACCACGGGACGCACUGCCCUACAUCCACCAAAGGACGGCCAUAUGAGCUCAACACUUGACGAGGCCGCAGCCUCACACCCCCUCGCGAGUGGAGAGAUACAAGGCGAUCAGGUGCAACCGUCGGGGGGAGGUAACCGCCCAAUGCCAGGAGAAAUUGUUAGCCAGGAGCAUCUACCGGCACUUGACUUUGUCACGACGCCACCGGACAGGUUUCAGUCCCCGCUGCCGUCCUCAGGACGUGCACCGUAUCCAGCCCUCAACCCGCUCUUACCCUACAUCCGCUCAUUCUUGAGCAUUUCUCAAGCAAGGAGUCUUCUGGAGCUUUACUUCACAAGCGCUUUCAACAGUAACUACCUGCAUCCGCUUCUAAGACCCCUGGUCCACUUUGACGUCGGCAGUCCAGAGGCAAGGCGUGAUAGUGACGAAAGUCAGAGUGAGAUGGCAACGUAUGCUUUCGGCCGUAACAAGCCCUCCAAAGCACAUACAGAAGCCUUCCUCAAUGCACCUCCUUUCGCCGAAACCGAGGGAUCACUGGAUGAUGUCGCUACCUAUAUCCAUGUGGCUUCGAUAACCUCCGCUUCGGAGCACAAGGCCGCUUCAAUGAGGUGGUGGCACGCUGCUUUCACUUUAGCUCGGGAGUUGAAGUUCAAUAAGGAAGCACCAGGUGAUUCGAAAGUGGAGCCAUCUUGUCCGGUGCAUGGUGGAGAAACCCGAGGCCAGACCAGAGACGCUGAUCCGUGGGCCAUCCUCGAACCAUACACCUUUGAUAAAGGAUUCGAUGAGGGACUACUGGACUUCAUGGAGAGGAACUCCAGUACAGACGAGUGCACUUGCUCGGACAAAUCCACCGCUUCUCUAAGCGAGGAGCGCCGAGAAGAAAGAAGAAGGGUCUGGUGGCUAUUGUACAUUACGGAUCGCCACUUGGCGCUCUGCUACAACCGGCCCUUGGCAUUACUUGAUGCUGAGUGCGAAGAACUGAUGCUCCCCCUGGACGAAGCUUCUUGGCAAUCAGAAACCUUUCUCUGGGGCCAACAAUCCAGGCCAAGGCCUGUCUUCCCUAAUUUUGAGUGUACAGGCCACAACGUUUUUGGCUUUUUCCUUCCGCUUAUGACCAUAACUGGAGAGAUCAUCGAUCUCAAUCACGCUAGAGGUCAUCCACUGCUUGGCCUAAUCCGACGUAACGCCGAUGAGCAAGCUGGCUUUGAGUCGGAAAUUCUACGUCAAUUAGCUGCCUACGAAAGUAGUCUUCACACGUUUCAAGCAGUCUACGCGAAAGAAGACGCUGGAGUGGAUCAGAGUGCUAACCAGAAUGUUCUUCAUACGAAAACAGUGGUGGCAUACGCAACGCAUAUAACACACGUUCUUCACAUCCUAUUGUCAGGCAAGAUGGACCCAAUGAGCCUUUUCCAGGACGAAGAUUUCUGGACCACCACCCCAUCCUUCAUUUCAACGAUGCAGCAUGCUGUUUCGGCCGCUGAUGCAGUGGCGCAAAUCCUGGACUUGGAUCCGGAAAUUAGUUUCAUACCCUACUUCUUUGGAAUCCAGCUUCUGCAAGGGAGCUUUGUGCUACUUCUUGCAAUCGACAAGCUGAAGACCAAAACAGAUCCGAGCAUUAUCAAUGCUUGCGAGGUCAUCAUUAGGGCAACAGAAGCAUGUGUUGCUACGCUCGACACCGAGUAUCAGCGAAAUUAUCGCCAGAUACUGCGCUCUGCUGUGGUCCAGGCCCGUGGACGCUAUGUCCCAAAGAAGGAGGCUGAAUUUCGGCGACGGGCUGUGCUGACGCUGUAUCGAUGGACACGAAAUGGGACUGGUCUCGCAGUGUAG